This is a messenger RNA of Magallana angulata, 1676 nucleotides long. RefSeq names its product proteasome inhibitor PI31 subunit-like. The transcript has 7 exons. Bases 38 to 877 code for a protein of 279 amino acids. Gene Ontology annotation, molecular function: proteasome binding; endopeptidase inhibitor activity. Gene Ontology annotation, biological process: proteasome-mediated ubiquitin-dependent protein catabolic process. NCBI's taxonomy places the organism in Eukaryota, Metazoa, Mollusca, Bivalvia, Ostreida, Ostreidae. The record is from RefSeq and is a predicted model, not a curated record.
AAUUCACCAAGACAUUUGUUUAGAGAUUACUUUCACAAUGGCCUCCCCUGGCUUAGAACUUCUGUUUAACAGCAUUAAGAGUCAAAUCAAGACAAGUCAGGAUGCUUUAAUAGCAGUUCUUCAUUGGGAGCUAAUAUCAAAGGGGUUUAAAUGUCUAGGAAAUGGAGAGGAGUCCUCAGAUACAUCAACAGAGCAAGAGCAAGGAUCUGAGAGCCUACCCACAGGAUGGAGUUCCUCCCCCAGCUUUUAUGCCAUGCGUUAUUCCUCAAAAGCUGAGAAAGAUGCUGUUUACAUUCUUAAAGUGAUCCAGAUUGAGGAUGAUUUUCUAGUUCAUUUCAUGAAGAAGGGAACAGAAGCAGUGGAGAGUUUAAAUGUGAGAACAGCUGACUACACAACUGGAAGUGUUGAAUCUUACGACAGGACAUACAAAAAUUUAGAUGAAUUGUGUGCCUUGUUUAAAUCAUCUAUUGUGGAUCCAGUACUAAAGCCCCAAAGUACUACUAGAAGUCAACCAAGUCAGGAAAGGAAUCGGGGUCAAAGGUCAAGGUUAGAGGAAGAGGAUCCUCUCCGAGUUCCUACAAGAAGACCACCAAUGCGUAACCCUGGUGGUUGGAAUGAACCAGAUGAUCCAUUUUCCAUUGGAAGAGGUGACCUUGAUCCGUUUGCUGCAGGACGAGGCGGAGGAAUGAUGUUUGACCCACUGAGGACUGGUAUACCGGGCAUGCGGCCUGACCCCAGCGCUGGACUCCCCAGCAGACUCCCACCGGGUGCUGUUCCCCCUGGAGCCAGAUUUGACCCCUUUGGACCCCCUGGAAUGAGGCCUGGGCCUGAUCCUGACCACAUGCCUCCCCCGGGCUAUGACGACAUGUUUAUGUAGGAUACCUGUAACAGAGUUGUCAUCGUGGAAACUUCAAACCAGGUGGAGAACAGUUAAAAAAUCUCAAUAGCUGUGUCGGGGUAUCCUCGUUUUCAUUUGAUAAACUGCCAACUAUCUUGUACAUGUAGCCAUGUGCAUGUAUGAAUAUUAAAGAUCAAGAAAAUUAUUUCUAAAAGCAACUUGCACCAACAUUAACUAUAUACAUGUGUAAUACUUUAAACCAAUGAACUGAAACAUUGUUAUAAGAGACUAUGAGGAUACUAAGUGUAAAAAAUUACAUUGUACUUUGAAUUCUUGAUCCAUAUAUUUCUGUGUCAUUAAUUAUACAUGUAUUUUCAAGUUGACCCGAUUUAAAAUCCAUUGCUAAUGACAUGUUUUAAAGAUUCUGUCUCUGUCAGUACUGCUCAUUGUGUACAUGUGUUAAGAUUCAAUGCAUGUAAAAUGGAUGAUCCUAAUACAAUUUCAGUAGUGUGUCAUAUAUCACCUUGUCACAGAAUACAACAUUAAUGGUGUUAUUGAAACCCUAUCUGUUGUUACCUAGAGGUGUUUUUCUUUUUUUCCAAUCAAAAUCAAUACCCCAUAAUGAACAUUGAUAUUUAGCCUAUGAAUUAUAGAGUGCUGUUUUAUUGUCAUCUAUUAUUAUCCCGAGAUUUCACAGGUAGAUUCGUAUCACCAGAUUAUAAAGAAAAAUCAAUUUUCCGCUGAUCAAGAUUUGGAUAAAGGGGAGUAGAAAAUAUCUGAGGGAUUCUUCUUUGUUUAAAAAACAAUGCUGGUUUAAUUAAAAUGCCAUUGAAAACAA